Messenger RNA from Capsicum annuum, 1503 nucleotides. Its product is annotated as syntaxin-22. Gene Ontology annotation, biological process: vesicle-mediated transport; vesicle fusion; intracellular protein transport. The transcript is spliced from 7 exons. Gene Ontology annotation, cellular component: endomembrane system; membrane; SNARE complex. NCBI's taxonomy places the organism in Eukaryota, Viridiplantae, Streptophyta, Magnoliopsida, Solanales, Solanaceae. The coding region runs from base 408 to 1217 and encodes 269 amino acids. Gene Ontology annotation, molecular function: SNAP receptor activity; SNARE binding. The record is from RefSeq and is a predicted model, not a curated record.
GUAAAUAGAAGUAUCUAAAAUGAGGAGUGUAAUUAGAUACGGCCAAUGGGCAAUGUAACGAAAACGUGUCGCGCCAGUUCAUCUCUCUCAUUAAACAAUAAAUAAACUACGUAGUAUAUCUUAUAUUUAAUUUCCUAAAUAAAUGUACGGUGGACGGAGUAAUUAUUCGGAUUUGUUUUUUGUUAUUCAAUUCCUUCCUUCAUUUUCGCCCAAAAUUUCUCUAUUUCUUGGCGCAAUUUUCCAACCUUUUUUAACCCACCAAUAAUAAUUACAGUAUCUAAUAAGCUUCCCUCCUUGCAAAUUCUCCAAACCCCCAAAUUCUAGGGUUUUCAUUUUACUUUUACCUUUGGAAUUUCUCGAUUUUGGGGCUAAAUUUUGGUAACAACUCGAAAAUUAGGGGUAAAAAAAUGAGCUUUCAAGAUCUAGAAUCGGGUCCCCGUCGGGGCUAUAUGAACGGCAAGCAAGACCCGACCCAAGCUGUGGCUUCGGGUAUUUUUCAGAUCAAUACCGCCGUAUCGACGUUUCAGAGGCUCGUUAAUACCCUAGGUACCCCUAAGGAUACCCCCGAGCUACGUGACAAGUUGCACAAGACAAGGCUACAUAUUGGGCAAUUAGUAAAAGAUACUUCUGCGAAACUUAAGCAAGCCAGCGAAACAGAUCAUCGAGCUGAAGUCAGUGCUAGCAAGAAAAUUACCGAUGCUAAACUUGCUAAAGAUUUUCAAGCUGUAUUGAAGGAGUUUCAAAAAGCUCAACGGCUUGCAGCUGAGAGGGAAACAGCAUAUACACCUUUCAUUUCCCAAGCAGUUCUUCCUUCUAGUUACACAGAAGGUGAGAUAGGUGUCACUUCAGAUAAAGGUCAAGAACAGCGAGCUCUCCUUGUGGAAUCUAGAAGACAGGAGGUUUUGCUUUUGGACAAUGAGAUUUCCUUUAAUGAAGCUAUAAUAGAGGAACGAGAUCAGGGAAUACAAGAAGUACAACAACAGAUAGGUGAAGUGAAUGAGAUUUUCAAGGAUCUUGCCGUGCUUGUUCAUGAACAAGGAACUAUGAUUGAUGAUAUUGGUUCCAACAUUGAGAAUUCUCAUGAUGCAACUUCACAAGGGAGAUCACAACUUGCUAAAGCUGCAAAGACUCAAAGAUCAAAUUCAUCUCUGACCUGCUUACUCCUGGUGAUUUUUGGAAUCGUGCUCCUUAUUGUUAUCAUAGUACUUGCAGCCUGAUCUGAAGAUUCUGAGAUAUAGGAAAGGAUCCUAAACUCUGUUCAGCAGUGAAGAUGUCUUUGCGGUUCAAGAAGUUUGAAGGCUCAACCACCUGCGUAAAAUUGUGCUGCUUCGAAUCUUUGGUAUUUCGAAAAAAAAUACCGUCAAAUGAAGUAUUUCAUCUGUGGAGGGAGGGGGAUGCAGAGUUUGUGUUUAAUAUUGUAAAUUUGGUGUUUGGAUUGCAAAGUAUAUUGCUGUUUUGUAAUGGCACCACAACAGGUUUGUCAAUAAAAAAUGGUUCUUUGAA